This is a messenger RNA of Hansenula ciferrii, 1779 nucleotides long. RefSeq names its product cysteine protease ATG4 (gene ATG4). Gene Ontology annotation, molecular function: protein-phosphatidylethanolamide deconjugating activity. NCBI's taxonomy places the organism in Eukaryota, Fungi, Ascomycota, Saccharomycetes, Phaffomycetales, Wickerhamomycetaceae. The transcript has a single exon. The record is from RefSeq and is a predicted model, not a curated record. Bases 1 to 1779 code for a protein of 592 amino acids.
AUGACCACUGCCGGUAGCUUUCAAAGAGUAAUCGAACUCUUUUGGGAUAAAGAACUGGAGAAUAUUUACCCAGAGGUACCCAUAACAGUGCUUGGUAAGACUUAUUCAAGAGAAAUCAAAGAGUCUGUAAUAUUAUCAGAAUCAACUGGGGAAGACGGAAGUGAUAUAGACAAAACGAUCAGAAAGGAUGAUAAUGAUAUAAGGGCCAAUGAAAGCAGACUUUCAGGUCUUAAAGAUAUAUGGCAAACAUUGAGAUUCCAUACAGCUGAAGAUAACGAAAAAGACGAUUUGAACAAAUGGCCACAGGAAUUCAUUGAUGAUGUUUAUACAAGAAUAUGGCUAACUUAUCGUACUAAAUUUUCACCAAUAGAUCGUGAUCCUGAAGGACCUUCUCCUUUAUCAUUGAACUUCUUUCUCAGAGGUCAAAAUUAUGAUUUAGAUAAUGAACAUUUCACUACAGAUUGUGGUUGGGGUUGUAUGAUAAGAACUUCACAGUCACUAUUAGCAAAUGCAUUAUUAAACCUACAUAUUGGAAGGGACUGGCGCUACACAGGAGAAUUGAAUGAAAUGCACAAUGAGAUUGUAUCCUGGUUCAUUGAUUGUCCUUCACAUCCCUUUUCUAUUCACAAAAUUGUUGAUAAAGGUAAAUUACUUUCAAACAAAAAACCUGGUGAAUGGUUUGGUCCAUCUGCAGCUGCAAGAAGUAUACAAUCGCUGUGUAAUGAAUUUGAUAGUGGUGUUAAAGUUUACAUUGGGUCUGAUAGUGGUGAUAUAUAUGAAAAUGAUGUGUUCAAAGUUGCCAAAGACGAAAAUGGUGUUUUUAAACCGAUUUUGAUACUUUUGGGGUUAAGACUCGGUAUAGAUAAUAUUAAUCCAGUAUAUUGGGAUAGUUUAAAGGCAAUUUUGAAUUCGAAAGAAAGUAUUGGAAUAGCUGGCGGGAGACCAUCAACAUCACAUUAUUUUUUUGGAUUUCAAGGUGAUCAUUUAUUUUAUUUGGAUCCACAUUUACCUCAACCUGCUUUGCUCCAUGAUGAUCAAUUAGACACCUCAGUCAGUGAGAGUACGGAAAUAGUUUCAUCAUUAGAUGUCAAUUCAGUCCAUACUAAAAAGCUUAGAAAAAUUCAUUUAUCUGAAGUUGAUCCAUCAAUGCUACUGGGAUUUUUAAUCAAAGACGAAAAUGAAUGGAUCCAGUGGAAAGAAAAGGUACAAAAUUCACCUACUAAGACCAGCGUCAUCCAUAUUUCACCAGAUCAUACACCUCGUGAUUUUUCAAAUAGAAAGCCAUCUUUUGUUGUUUAUGAUGAAGAUGGUGAUGAUUUCGUUGAUGUUGGGUUAGAAUUUGAUGAGCUGCCUGAAGACGAAACUGGUGAAUCUAAUGAUGUUACUACUAAAACAAAAGGUGAAGAGUUCGAACAAGUAACCAGAAAUGAUGCAUCAGCAGCGAUUCCAAAUGAUAGAGAUCCAGAAGAUUCUGUCGUUUUUAUAGCUCAAGGGCAAGGCGAAUCAUCAGCAAAAGAGAUUUUACAAGAGGAAUCACCAGAAGUUAUCGAAUCAUCAGGUCCGUCAUAUAACUAUACAGGAACAGGAUCUAUCAAGGAUGAUUAUGAAAAUAUAGGAACUGGAUUUACUUUAAAUGAAAAUCCAGGUGGCCAAAAUGAAGACUUUAACAAUAGACCAUAUGAAGAACCUCUCAUGAUUGAAAGCCCAGAAAUGAGAUCUUUGGCCUCAAACUUAUCAGAGUCAAAGUUGGAAGAUAAGUCUCAUGAUCAAGGUUUAUGA